AUAUAUAUAUAUAUAUAUAUAUCAGUGUCGUAUCGUAUUGCCGUGAAGUGAUGACGUAUACGUAUUGAUCGAGUGAUCGAGAAGAGUAUAUAGGGGGACAGUAAUGACAAUCCUUGGAGACGGAGGGAGGAAGAAGACACGAUGAGAAGCGCCAAGAGCAAACACAAAUCGAGUCGGAUAAUUUCUUGAGCCCGAUAAGAGGAGGAAGAGGAGGAGGAGGAGGAGGAGAGAACGGUGACAUCGAUGCUUUGAAGCAAGGCUGCUCCCUUGGCGCGGACAAUUAAUUAAUUCGAGCAUAAGUGGAUCCUGGAGCGGGAAGGAUCUUGGAGAAUCGAGACGGAAGAGAUGUCAGCCGUAGCACCAGCGGGGACCGGUGCCACGGCACCCUCUGCCAACGGUCCAAUCGUACCUGCUCCGGUUUUUGCGUUGCCAACGUUGUCGUUCACCGUCGGCCAGGUGGCCACCGUGUGCGAAACCCUGGAAGAAAGUGGCGACAUCGAGAGGCUGGCGAGGUUCCUUUGGAGCCUUCCGGUCGCGCAUCCCAACAUCCAGGAAUUGAAUCAAAGCGAGGCUGUGCUUAGAGCAAGGGCUAUCGUCGCAUUUCACUCGGGACAUUACAGAGAAUUGUACGCGAUACUGGAGAGGCACAAGUUCACCAAGGAUUCCCAUGGUAAACUCCAAGCGAUGUGGCUGGAGGCGCAUUACCAGGAAGCCGAGAAGCUUCGAGGAAGGCCCCUAGGCCCAGUGGAUAAGUACAGGGUUAGAAAGAAAUUUCCAUUACCGAGGACGAUCUGGGAUGGGGAACAAAAGACUCAUUGCUUCAAGGAGAGAACCAGAUCGUUGUUGAGAGAGUGGUACCUCCAGGAUCCGUAUCCGAAUCCCGGGAAGAAGAGGGAACUCGCCGCGGCGACGGGCCUCACGCCGACGCAGGUUGGUAAUUGGUUCAAGAACAGGAGGCAAAGGGAUCGUGCUGCUGCCGCGAAAAAUAGAAUGCAGCAGCAAUCUGGGACAGGAAACGGGAAUACGCGGCGCGCGUUGAGUCCAGGUCCGGGUGGCAGCGAUUCGGAGGACUCGGAUAUCUCGCUCGGCGGCACCUCGCCCGCGUCACCGAGUUCCUCACCUCCGCCAACUCAUCAACCAUCUCCUGUUCCUCUCGGGCCCCUUGGUCCCCUGCCUCCGCCAUCCUUAAAUUUCCGUUUCGAUCCUUCCCAAUCGCAGUUUCGAUUCAACCACGCGACGGCCUUCAAAUUCCCGCCGACGGGCUUCCGGUUUGGACCGCACAGCCCGCAACACAAUCAUCCCAACAUCUCGGGCGGUGGAAUCUUCAGGCUGACGGAAACGAGCCCGUUCCAGGCUGUGGGGCCCAGGGGUGAUCUCGGAUCCAGAUUACCCGAUCCUCUGGGGCUACCACCCCCGAGGUUGCAUCCGCACGAGGGCCUGCUUCACCAUCCCCACGUACAGCACCAGCUGCCGGAACGAAUAUCGGAUGGCUCGCGGCUCUCGGAUGGUGGAAUCUCGCGUCUGUCGGACAGCCUGUCGGAAGCGCACAGCCCGCCAUUAAUGGCCACGAACCUGUCCGUGACGGGCCCUCUGAGGGUUGCAGUGCCGAGCCCUCACACGCCUUCCUCGCGGGGCAGCCCACCACCGCCGUCGAGUCAACAGACUCCUCAGGGUCAGUCUCAAGGCCAGGGGUUGAUAAGGGUCGCCACACCUCCCCCGCCCAAUCCGAAACCGCCCCAGAUCCACAGACCGUUCUCGCCCGCGUGAUACGACAAGGAUGACGAGCCGGAAGACACGAUUUCGAGGGGAACGAGGGAGGAGAAGGAUGGACAGGCCGUCGGGGUGUCGGGGAAACCGGUGGUGACGGCCAUCAGCGGUGACGAGCAUCAGUUUCUCGAGAAACGGUUCGAGGUUUUGUGAAAAGAGAAGGAAACGGGAAGA
This is a messenger RNA of Apis florea (little honeybee), 1941 nucleotides long. It is a transcript of the gene Optix, whose product is annotated as optix. Gene Ontology annotation, cellular component: nucleus; transcription regulator complex. Gene Ontology annotation, molecular function: RNA polymerase II cis-regulatory region sequence-specific DNA binding; DNA-binding transcription factor activity, RNA polymerase II-specific. Lineage: Eukaryota; Metazoa; Arthropoda; Insecta; Hymenoptera; Apidae. Gene Ontology annotation, biological process: regulation of transcription by RNA polymerase II. The record is from RefSeq and is a predicted model, not a curated record.